CUGACAUUAACUCAGAUAGGUAUACACCAAUUAUAAGUAUGAAAUUUCUAUUUCUGUUUCUCACAGUAACGCUUGUACUGAGUACAAUGAGUACAAAGGAAUUUAAUGUUAUAUGGUGAAAACUGACUCAUUGCGUACUCGUUCAGAUCAGAUGUUUACUUGUAAGUGUUAGGGAUUGUUUUUUGAUAAAUUAUUUUUGUUAAAAGAUCCGCGAGUUCACACUGGGAUGCUAUUUCAAGUGCCAACUGUUUUAAAAUAAACCACACAUGUGUCAAACUAUUCGUAAUUGUAUUCACAUGCACUACACAGUCGGAUAUUCGUGAGAAAACCAAUUUCAUAUCUAAAUUCUGUUAUCCAUGAAAUUCAAAAGCCAUGCGCUGAUUCAGAACUGCAGCAAGACAGGGAUUACACUUUUUGAGUAUCUCGCACAAUGGUGCGAGGGGAGAAACAUAUAUUAGCCAGCGCUCCAGUAUCUUUCCGAUAGAUAAAUGAGUGCAGGUUUUACUAUUAUUAACAUAAACUGCUGUAUUCAUUUAAUGCUGAAAUGGUAAUUUUAAAUAGUGUGGAUAUUAUUUCAAAAUAUAUUGAUUCAGAACUAGGAAAAUAAUAAGCUUACACAACAAAAAGAAUGCUAAAAAAGAUGUGUUGGAAAAUUAUAAAGAACAUUACCUGAUUCAUGAUGAGUAAUCUUUUUAUGAAAUUAUCCGCAAAUAUAACAAUGGUGGAAAAAAAUCCCGAGGAUUUUAAUGAAUUUUAUUUGAAAAUGUUUAACGAAGAUUAUACGAGAAGAGUGCUUCCGGUCAGUAUUAUUUUUGGACUGACUGCAUCUCUCGGUUUUAUCGCAAAUCUUCUAGUGGUUUAUGUAUAUGGGAUGAAAUAUAAACGUUGUAAUUUCAAAUAUUUCCUGUUUGUAAUGGGAGUAAUAGGAUUGGUACAAUGUACUAUGAUGUUGCCGACCCAAGUGGCAGAAAUGCAUUACUGGUUUGCAUUCCCUACAUCAUGGUUGUGUCGCGUUUCCGCGUAUGUCUUUGGAUAUACUGUAAUAGAUUGUUACUUUGUUUUAUUGCUGAUAGCACUGGACAGGUUUCGAAAAGUAUGCCGGCCAUACAAUUGGCAGAUUCAACCAAACACUGCAAAAAAAUUAUGUAUAACUGUGUCAGUGGCGUCUUUGAUAUUUGCAACGCCACCAGGAAUAGUUAGCGGACAUCAUUCAUUUGUUACGCCAUAUAAUGCCGUUAAUAUCACAGUAACUGUUUGUGCGACCGACGACAUUUAUAAGAACCGAGACUGGGCAAUAUAUUUUCUGCUCUUGUUUGGUGGCAUUCCGGUAUCCAUCGUUAUCUUGGUAACUUGUGUACUGUAUGGAAUAAUUCUUAAACAGUUUUAUCAUGGACCGGCUUUUGCUCUUAAGAGUCUAUACAAUACAUCAACAAACGGCAUUUCGUCGGAUCAUCAUGUGGCGGACAAGAAUGGAAAUCCACUGGCAUUACGAACAGAUAACGCUAACUCAUCCCCGAUGAAGGCAGUAGAUUCACCAAAAGCACCGAGAAGAAAUUUGUCUUCAAAAGCAAUGCAACUACAAAACGUAAUCAGCGCCAUCAUUCCGGGAGGGGACAGCUUGAAAAGUACUACCAGCGGAAGAUUAAGAACAAGUGGGUCUCAACUGUCCAAACGGGGAGUGCGCCGAAAGCUUAUGCGUAAAACAUUGAUUGUUUUGAUUAUAACAAUUACUUGCAUUGUAGCAUUAGUGAUUACUUUCUGUUUACAUAUAAUUGCUGAAGAAAUAAACAACAACGUUACAUCCAUUUCCACAACAACAUUGAAUGCCUUUGUGAUAUUCCAUCGUGGAAGUUUUUCGAUUAUCUGUGCCAUUUUUCCAAUUGUUUACGGCUUUAGGGAUCCAAAGUUCAGAGGAGCAUUUCUUACAAUAGUAGGGCGAUUUCAUAAACACACCGAUUUCACAAAAGCACCAGAGAAUACACGUGAAGAAUCAAAGUGUUAUAGAGUUACUGAAGAAGUCUGAAUCUUCCUCAAAACCAACAAACUGAAUAUCGAUUUCGAUCAGUAGUAUUAAAAAAAAAAGAAAAGACACACAAAAAAAAAUGAAAGUAGAGAUGAAUUUUCUAGAAUCUGAGCAGACGAUUUAAUGAGAAAAAUAGAGGGUAAGUCAAGGUCUGUGCACCUUGAACAAUGAGAACAAUAGAGGGUAGGUCAACGCAACCUAAACAAAGGCACUGGUGACGGACUCGCUUAGGUAUGACUUAAUCAGUAGGAGACGAUGUUUUCCGAACCAUAACUACAAAAUCAUUGUGUACAUAAAUGCGCUCCCGGUGUUCCCAAUCAGAUCUCCAACAGUUCAACUCCAAUAUUAUUUAUGUUUGCUAUGUGUAAAGUUUUUUCUAUAAUUGAAAGUUGAAGGAUAUUUCCAAGAAUUGCUAAGUUGAUGUUAUAAAUUAGUAAAUCAAAAGAAUAAUCAAGCGUAAAUUAGAAGGAUAUGAAAAUAAUAUCGUAGAAUCAGACGAUUACUGCAGCCACAACACCCAGAAAAGUUCAACUCCAAGAAUUCAACAUAAAGAAGACAAAAUUUGAAAAGUAUUUCCAUAUGUAGCUAGGUUGAAAGUAUCGAGUAGAAUAGAAAAAUCGAAUUAUUUUUCAAAAUUCGACAUGAUAUCAAAUAAUACACAAACUUCACAAUUAAAUUGGAGCACGGGUAGUAUAAUUUUACACAUUCUAGCAUAAAACUGCUGUUAUUGUCACAUUUCGUGGGUGUUUUAACAGGAGAGAAAACGUGUGUUAACAAAGAGAUUCUCGCGCUCACGUGCUGUUUAUAACACCUUUUAUAUAUGCGAGUUCCGUGGCAAAGCGUAAACGUCAUUCGGCCCGAAAACGGAUAAUUCAAAACGAAAUGACGUCAACGUAAAAAACAACUCAGACAUUCCCGCGCAUUUCAUGGAAACUUAAUGACGUUGAGGUAGGAUGUAUUCAUUUAUUAGUAUUUUUCCGCGUUUUAUGCUAGAAUAGCGUUAGCGCAUGUUCAUUUCGUGUUAUAACAUCUGCAGAAUCUCUCAGGUACCCUCGCCCUACGGAUUUGGGCACCAACCAAUCCCUCGGCAUUCUGCAGACGUUAUAACACGAAAAAACAUGCGUUAUCCCUACAUUUCUGCGAAAUCAACUUCUAGUUUAGCCGACCCUAGAAAUACAACGUAUUUAUUUUAUACUAACUAAUGAAAUACUGUAUUCUAUCAGUUAAAUAUUUUUAUAUCUCAUCACUCACACUGUGAAAAUAUGAAAUCUAUAUUUUCACACUGUGAGAGAUAUAGCUCCGCCCCCUCAUACAUUGUGUAUGAAUUUUAAAAUUAUUUGCUUAAAACAGGAUAAAAAUUGUAGUCGCACUUUGUUCUUUGUAGUAUAUUUCUCGAUUCAAAUUAUUUUACUUAAUGAGAAUUUCAUACCGUUCUGCAGCAAAAAAUAAAAUAAAAUGGAACUUUAUGUUGUGUGCGCCUUCUUAUGUCACAACACGUCUGACGUCAUGUCUGUUUACGCGCGUCUGUUUCCCGCGCUGAGAUUAAAAAUUGUUGCAAAUUGCACUUUUAAACGUAAUUGAGCAUAAAAUAAAUUUGUUUGUUUUUCGUGAAUAUUGAAUAUAUCUCACCUCGAAGUGAGAAAAUGUUCACAUUUUCACUCGUGCUACGCGCUCGUGAAAAUACUUGAAAUUUUCUCACUUCUGAGUGAGAUAUAUUUAACAAAUAAUCGAGGCCUUCGAGUGGUUUAUCGUCUAAUUUAUCAUGGUUCAGAGUUCAGAUGUGUAGGAAUUGAACCACGAGGGCGUUAGAAGGGCUUGAUUGUUUUCAUUCUGACAUGCUCAUUGACAUAUUGUAAUAAAUAUUAUGCUGGACUUCAUUUACCCGAGGAGUAAUGUAUUGGACGUCAUGCGGCAAUUUGACGUCAUAACUGACGUCAUAAUGAUAUCUUACUGGUCCGCGCGUCAACCGUUGUUUAUCGCAGAAUAUAUAAGCUUGAUUUCCGUCUUUGUUUAACCAGAUCAAAUCGAGUCAUGUUAGAAUCCAUAUUCACUCAAAACAAACAAAUAUCCUCUAUAUUACACAUGAAAAUAAUGAUACGAAUAUUUUGACAAUUAAUGAAUACGGAUCUAUUCUCUCUUUUUUAGCCCACCAUCAUCAGAUGGUGGGCUAUUCAAAUCACUCUGCGUCCGUGGUCCGUCGUCCGUCCGUCCUUUAACAAUUUCUCAUUAUCGCAUCUCCUCAGAAACUAUCAGGGGGAUUUUGACCAAACUUUGGCAGAAUGAUGUAUUGGUACCCUGGUUGUGUCCCCCUAAAAAUCAGACUGGUUCAACAAAUUUUGAGUGAGUUAUGGCCCUUUGUUUAUUUCUAUAAUUUACAUAGAUUUAUAUAGGGGAAAGCUUAAAAAAUCUUCUUGUUCAAAACAACAGGGCCUAGGGCUUUGACAUUUGGUAUGAAACAUCAUCUAGUGGUCCUCUACCAAGAUGAUUCAAAUUAUUUCCCUGGGAUCUAAUAUGGCCCCGCCCCGGGGGUCACAUGGUUUAUAUAGACUUAUAUAAGGAAAAACUUUGAAAAACCUCUUGUCCAAAACCACAGGGCCUAGGGCUUUGAUAAUUUUGUAUGUGACAUCAUCUAGUGGUCUUCUACCAAGAUUAUUCAAAUUAUCCCCCUAGGGUCAAAUAUGGCCCCACCCCGGGGGUCACAUGGUUCAUAUAGACUUAUAUAGGGAAAAGCUUUUAAAAUCUUCUUGUCAAUAACCUACAACAUUCAAAUUUGGACCACAUGUAUGGUUUUGAGUGGCAAGAUGAACCUUGACGUGAGUUGACCUUGAUUUUGACCUAGUGACCUACUUUCACAUUUCUGUGGCUACAGGCUUCAUAUUUGGACCACAUGCAUAGUUUUGUGCACCGAAAAAAACUUUGACCUUGACAUUGACCUAGUGACCUACUUUCACAUUUUUGAAGGUACAGGCUUUACAUUUGGACCACAUGUGUAGUUUCGUGUUCCGAAAUGAAAUUUGGCCUUGAUUUUGACCUAGUGACCUACUUUCACAUUUCUCAAGCUACAGCCUUCAAAUUUUGACCACAUGCAUAGUUUUGUAUACCGAAACAAACUUUGACCUUGACAUUGACCUAGUGACCUACUUUCACAUUUUUGAAGGUACAUGCUUCAAAUUUGGACCACAUGCAUAGAUUUGUGUUCUGAAAUGAAAUUUGACCUUGAUUUCUGUUUUAUUAACGUUUCGGCCUUAUUGGCCUUUAUCGAAAUGACAAAUUUCGAGUAAAUUUCUACAUUCAAUUCAACAACAAUUGUAAUACAAAUCCGGAACUGGCGUAACGUUGUUAAAACGUCAUCGUCAAGUCCCGCUAAAAUCGAGACACAUUUACAAUUUUACAGGGAAUGCAAAUAUUUAUCUUGUAAAUAAUGAAAUAAGUCUUUUUAAUAUUUCAUGAAAAACUUGCAGAUGCAGCAUGAUUGCAUGCAUAACAUCACAUAUGUAACGUAUCACUUAUAUUGCCACUUUGAAGUAUAUACUACAGCUGUAUUUACAUAAAAAUAGGAAAUCUUAAACAAAUAUUUUGACUUAAUUUUUAUCAAUCGUGAAAAAUAUUUAAGAAAUAAUAUAUCUGAUCGGUGAUUUGUCGCUGAAUAAAUCACUGUUUGGAGUUCAGAUGUGAAGGAAUGAUAUAAUACUACGCAUCUGAACGACAAUGAUUUAUUCAAGAGCAAAUCACUAGAUGAGAUAUAUUAUUUUCGAUUCUAACACGUUACCAAAGACUUUAAAGUACAUCCUUGUUGGCAUUCAUUAAAUACUUGCCCAUUUUCAAUCGGUUUCUUUUCCAGCGCGAGGGCUACGCCGUUUCACGCUAUGUCGUAUUAAUUGUGACGUCAGAACAGUGAAUUGUUGUUUAAUAAAAGCUGUACAAAAAUAGGAAAAAUUUAAAAAUAAAGGGAAGUAAUUAAAAAAUCUAAUCUAUUUUUAGACGAAAUAAACAGUUUCUGAUAUAGCAAACUCCUACGCAGUGCCCUUGCCACUCGAAGCACUGCUCAGUAGUCGGGACAGGUAGGAAGUACAAAAAAUGAUUAAAAUAUGUAAUAUUAAGUCUAAAUUAGAGAAAUCUUAAUAAUACGUUUUGAACUAUUUUAUCGGCAUAUUUUCUUGCGCUUCGGUCACAUCCGGGGUUUUCUGAAAUGUUUUAAAGGAAUACACCUUCACUUUUCAAAUUAGCCAUUACCUAAAACCAUAUUUUUCAUGCGAAAUGACGCAUUCCUUAUUGUUUGAAGCCGCCCAGGAGGCGGCUUCCAGUAGGUACGCUUAAAAAUUUGUCCUGUGGAGAUGACGUCAAUUUAGGAACAGUUUUUGUAUUACCUGUUAUAUAAAGAUUGUAAAAAAUGUACAUAUAACACUGAAUGAUUUAAUAAAAUUUGAGAGUAUAAAAUCAAAUUAAUUUUUUUAAAUCAUUCAAUUUAUUUUUGAUGCAGGUAUAUAAUCAUAAUUAUAACAUUAAAUUGUCAGCAACAAUCGUAAAAGAACUUUUCCCCAUUUUUGUAGGCUUGUCAAGGGUCCUGUUCUUAAAUACUUUAUUUGAUUUAUUUGAUAGCUAUUUCUGUGAAUUUCGCAUAUUUUUUUCAUCAUAAACUAAUUUUAGUGAAAAAUGUUAAAAUAUUUAUAAAGGUAAUAGAAUAUUUGAAAUGAUCAUUUUCGCGCAAAAUUAGCGAUUGAAAUUCUUUCUCUCUAACAAAAAUGCCUGUAUAAAUGCAAGACUAUACAGACUGGUUUUCGAAUUUAUCUUUAAUCUGGUCUUUUAAUUUAACCAUGAUCCUGCAAUAAAUUUCUCCUAUGGAUAGAGAUCUUAACCGACAUUUAGUUAACAGGUGGUCAGCGCGUCUUCAUGAGUUGAGUGAGAUUCAGUGUUUGUUUUACUAGUUUAAAUCAUCAUAAAGGUCUGAAUUGCCCUUAAUCUUCAAUUACAAUUUUGUAAAAAUUAUGAUACCUAAAUGAAAACAUAUUAGUCUUCUUAUUGGUUAGAUAUAUGUAUAAACAAUUAAGAGGUGCAUUUAUGUUACUUUGAUAUCAGUAAGUCUUAUCUAAUAGCACAGUGCAUAAUAAGAUAAGAAGUCAAUUACCGUUCAUUUUGAUCCAUGUGUAAGAACAUAAUCAGCAAAUAUAUUCAACAAUGUAUCCUCAGCAGAAAGUAUUACAAGUAUUGCAAAAAAUAUUUGUUUUUAUAUAAAAGAAUGAUAUUUAAGAAUAAUAUUAAACAGAUAUUGAAUGGUGUUGAGUUAAAGUUGGACAUAAGCAGAAUGAAUAUUAUAACAAUGGAUUCAGAUUUAGAAAAGGGAUAAACGUUUUACAAUAUAAAGUGUUAAGACGUAAUUAAAUAAUAAUAAAAAGGAAAUGAUGUUUUUCUUUUUUCUUUCUUUUUUAUAUAUAUUUUUUAAGAUAGUUUAGAAACGAAAACUCAUUUUCUAACGUUCAUAAAAAGACCAAGCCGAAAUCUGUAGAUCAGUGCCUUUACUUUGCAAAACUUGGAUUUAAAAUUAUUGUGAUAACUUUGAUUUAAAUGAAGAUGCAAAAUAGGCACAAAUUUAUCAGAUUUUUAAUGGCAAUUUUUAACUCUGCUUGUAUGACAGAUUAUAGAGAUGUAAAGCCCUAAUAUUCCAUUGAAGAUAAUCUCCUGAAUGACCGCCCUAAAGCUCUUGGUAGAAAUUAGCAGAAGUUGAUAUUAAUGAUUCAAAACCUUAAAUCGAGAAGAUUUUCGACCCGUGUACAAAUUAUAAUCAAGUUAUAUUUAACAUUCCAAGACGUCUGCUAACUGAAUAAAAAAUCUUUUUACAUUACA
Messenger RNA from Mercenaria mercenaria, 7864 nucleotides. RefSeq names its product cholecystokinin receptor type A-like. Gene Ontology annotation, biological process: neuropeptide signaling pathway. The coding region runs from base 677 to 2023 and encodes 448 amino acids. Gene Ontology annotation, cellular component: membrane. The record is from RefSeq and is a predicted model, not a curated record. Lineage: Eukaryota; Metazoa; Mollusca; Bivalvia; Venerida; Veneridae. The transcript is spliced from 2 exons. Gene Ontology annotation, molecular function: neuropeptide receptor activity.